AUGAUCGGAUUUAACUUAUUACUUUGGACGCUGAUCUUUUAUUCUUACUAUCUAACUUGUGUUCAAACUCGAAUAGUUAUCACGGUUGAUUCAUCAAGUUCGGAAGAAUCUCCUCCUACGAAUGAUGAAUCUUUUCAUUGUGUGGAUCGAAUGAGAAAUCAAGAUGAGUCUGAUAUUGAUUGUGGAGGUCUCGAGUGUCCAAGAUGUCAAGACUUAUUGCGUUGUAAGACAUGCUAUGAUUGUAUGAGUAAUCUAUGUCAAAACAACGUAUGUGCUGAUACAACAACCACUACGAUCGUUACGACGACUCAAUCAACUACUUCUUCACCUAUAAGCACAACCACCGCUAAGCCCAUCACUACACACACGCUAACAACGACGUUAUUGACAAACACAACUUUAACAACUACAAGAGUAAUCUCAGAAACUUCAACGACCACCUCAAUCAUUCCAGAUUCGACUACAUCCACCAGAUCAACCGAUUCAGAAUCGAGCACAGCCACUGCUGCAAAUACUUCAUGGCCUAGUACUACAACCACUUCUGUCGCUCUAGAAUCAAGCACAUUCAUCACGUCAGUGACUCCAAAACCGAGCACAACAUCUGCUUCGAGUACUUUAGAGUCGAGUACUAGAUCUACUUCCAACGCUGCAGAGAAUAGCGCCACAACCACUUCAAGCACUGCGAAGUCUAGUACCUCAGCCAACUCGAACACUCCAGAACCGAGCACUACGACUGCUUCGAGUACUUUAGAGUCUAGUACCUCAAUCACCUCGAACACUGCAAAGCUCAGUACCACAACCACUUCAAGCACUGCGAAGUCUAGUACCUCAACCACCUCGAACACUCCAGAACCGAGCACUACGACUGCUUCGAGUACUUUAAAGUCGAGUACUACAUCUACUUCCAACGCUGCAGAGAAUAGUACCACGAUUAGCUCAACAAUUUCAGAGUUCAUCACGACUACUUCAACGCCAAUGGUACCAAUUACAAAUACUACUUUAAGAACGUUAGAGCCCACCUGGACAACUUCAACCUCAACAUCAAUGUUACCGUCGGUAAAUACGACUUUAACAACGCUGAUUGGAUCAUUCGAAACACCGUCGAGGAACUCGGGUGUAACCCAUUUUAGCGCGUCGCAUAGUUCCUCUAUUGCUCUAUGUAUAUAUACGACAGUUUCCGUAUGUGUGCCUUGGUUUUUCGGCCUCAUAUGA
Adineta ricciae is the source of this 1212-nucleotide messenger RNA. Lineage: Eukaryota; Metazoa; Rotifera; Eurotatoria; Adinetida; Adinetidae. The record is from the annotation of a GenBank genome assembly.